AUGUUCCUUGUGUCCCAUUCUUGGGCUAGAGUGUUGUUUGAUUCUGGUGCCUCUUAUUCUUUCAUUGCUUUAUCAUUUGUACGGGCAUUGGGUUUGGAAGCCAGUCAGUUAGAUAGACCACUUUGUGUUGACAUGCCUGUUGGGGGUUCAAUUGCUCUUAGUAGAGUCUGUCGGAGUUGUUCCAUCACGAUUACCAGAUUUGUUCUUAAGUUUGAUCUCAUCCUUCUCGAGAUGACAGGGUUUGACGUCAUUCUUGGGAUGGACUGGUUGUCUUCCUUCAGAGCCGUUAUUGAUUGCUUUAGGGGCAGAGUAGGACAGGAUCGGCAAACAUUCUUCUUAGCUAGCCCCUUAGCCGAUAAUAUUGUUGAGAUGUGCGGAGUUGAGUAUCCGUUGGCUAUGCGUGAUUUUCUGGAUGUGUUUCCGGAGGAUUUAACAGAGUUGCCUUUACACCGAGAGGGAGAAUUUGCCAUUGAUUUGAUGCCUGGUACUGCGCCAAUCUCUAUGGCUCUGUAUCGUACAACACCAAUUGAAUUAAAAGAAUUGAAGAGACAGUUUGAUGAUUUGAGGACUAUGGCUCGCGUCAAGACUGUAGCGCGUAGACACUAUCACGGCACCAGACGCAGACUUGACGACGGAGCCGGUCCAUCUCAUGUCCGUGCUCCUAGUCCCAACCAUACACAGAGGAGAGUCCGGUAG
This is a messenger RNA of Cornus florida, 696 nucleotides long. RefSeq lists its product as uncharacterized. The transcript is spliced from 3 exons. Bases 1 to 696 code for a protein of 231 amino acids. Lineage: Eukaryota; Viridiplantae; Streptophyta; Magnoliopsida; Cornales; Cornaceae. The record is from RefSeq and is a predicted model, not a curated record.